AUGACUAGAGUCCAGACCUGCCCAAACUCAGUGUCGGCCGCGAGGUUGUUCCUCCAGGUUGCCGCUCAGAGGACCUCGCCGCCGCGCUUCUUCGACAUCUUCCUGCCGGCCUCAACCAUUCGCUACUUUGCCACCAACACCAACACCAUCAACAACACGGCCGCAACGCGCCGGCAGCUGAGCACCGGGGGUCUUCGCCAAACACCUCCGCACCAGCUGCAGCGGCCCCGCGGCUUCGGUCACCGGAGAAGACAGCACCAGCACCUGCCGCCGGCGCCACCGCCCACUCCGACGCUGGAGGGUAUCUUGCCGCUGGUGGCCGGCCGGCGCCAGUUUUCUGCCACGGCAACGACCCGGGCCCACGAGACCAAGACUCUGUACAACCCGCAGGUUGACGAGGAUGGCAACGAGAUGAGGUUGGAGAUAACGCCCCGAGCGGCUGAGCGCCUAUCCCAAAUCAUGACCAAGGACAAGAACCCCCGGCUCGCCCUGCGCAUUCAGGUCGAAAGCGGCGGCUGCCACGGCUUCCAGUACCUGAUGCGACUCGUCACCCUGCCGCCGACCUUGCCCACUGCGGCAGCCCCAGAGGCUUCGUCUGAGGGGGAGCAACAGUCGGUCGUCGGGGAGGACGAUACCAUAUUCUACUAUGCUCGGGACUCGGGUGCCGAUCCGCUCGCCGAACCCAAGAUCAUCCUGGAUCAGCCGUCGCUGGAGCUGCUCAAGGGCAGCAAGGUCGAUUUCACCAUGGAGCUGAUAGGAUCCCAGUUCAAGAUUGUAGACAAUCCUCUGGCGACGAGCAGCUGUGGUUGCGGCACCAGCUUUGAUGUAAAGAUAUAG
This is a messenger RNA of Pyricularia pennisetigena, 837 nucleotides long. RefSeq lists its product as uncharacterized. Gene Ontology annotation, molecular function: 4 iron, 4 sulfur cluster binding; iron ion binding; 2 iron, 2 sulfur cluster binding. NCBI's taxonomy places the organism in Eukaryota, Fungi, Ascomycota, Sordariomycetes, Magnaporthales, Pyriculariaceae. Gene Ontology annotation, biological process: iron-sulfur cluster assembly. Bases 1 to 837 code for a protein of 278 amino acids. The record is from RefSeq and is a predicted model, not a curated record. Gene Ontology annotation, cellular component: mitochondrion. The transcript is spliced from 2 exons.